GGUGUUUGCGCACCGACAUUUCGUGCCGUAACAACCUGCAGCAGAGGGACGGGAAGAGAAGAAAAAAGAGCUUCGUUCAUGAGUUAAAACUCAGAGCUUUUUGUUGAAAUUUCUCGAUGGCUGACUGUGUCUCUAAGGUGGAGCUGUGUGUCUCCUGUACUGACCUGCUGGACAAAGAUGUCGGCUCAAAGUCGGAUCCUCUGUGCGUGCUGCUGCAGAAGACAGGAGGAGACAGCUGGACAGAGCUGGGUCGUACCGAACGUUUGAUGAACUCGUCCAGUCCGUCCUUCAGUCAGCGUCUAAGGAUCGAUUAUCACUUUGAGACCGUUCAGAAUCUGAAGCUGGGGGUCUACGACAUUGACAACUCCAGCACUGACCUCGGUGAUGAUGACUACCUGGGAGGGGUGGAGCUAACUCUGGGACAGAUCGUUUCCAGUAAAACUAUAACCAGACCUCUGCAGCUGAAGAAAGGCAAACCUGCAGGAAAAGGAGCCAUCACUAUCUCAGCAGAGGAGAUAAAGGACAACAGAGCCGUUGAGUUGGAGUUUGAGGCUAAAAAGCUCGACAAGAAGGAUACAUUUGGAAAGUCUGAUCCCUUCCUGGAGAUAUUUAGAAAAGGAGACGACGGAAAGUGGCAGCUGGUCCACCGAACAGAGGUGGUGAACAACAAUCUGAAUCCUACCUGGAAGAAGUUCACUGUUCCUCUGCAGACGUUCUGCUGCAGCGACCUCGAACGACCCCUGAAGGUGGACUGUUCGGACCAUGACAGCGAUGGAUCUCACGACCUGAUUGGUUCCUUCACCACUAAAGUCUCUGAGCUGCAGAAAGCUGCACACGGGUCACCGGUGGAGUUCGACUGUGUCCACCCCGAGAAACAGAAGAAGAAGAAGAGCUACAAGAACUCUGGAGUCGUCUCUGUGAAGAGCUGCAAGCUGUUGACCCAGUACACCUUCCUGGACUACGUGAUGGGCGGCUGCCAGAUCAACUUCACUGUUGGGAUCGACUUCACCGGCUCUAAUGGAGAUCCUCGCUCGCCAAACUCUCUCCACUACAUGAGUCAAGACGGGGGGAACCAGUACCUGUCCGCUCUGUGGUCUGUGGGUCAUGUGGUCCAGGACUACGACACGGAUAAACUCUUCCCAGCUUUCGGUUUUGGAGCCAAACUUCCUCCGGACUUCAAGGCUGCAAACCAUGAGUUCGCCCUCAACUUCAACCCAACCAACCCCUACUGCCAAGGUAUUCAGGGGAUCGUUGAAGCCUACAGGAUGGUUUUGCCUCAGCUGAGACUCUCUGGACCCACAAACUUCUCUCCCAUCAUCAGCCACGUUGCUUCCAUCGCUGCUGCUGCUGCUCAGACCAAUGCCGCCUCUCAAUACUGCGUCCUCCUCAUCCUCACUGACGGGGAAAUCACCGACUUGGACCAGACCAGGGACGCCAUCGUCAGGGCGUCGCGGCUGCCGCUGUCAAUCAUCAUCGUGGGGGUGGGGCCAGCAGACUUUAAGGCCAUGGAGCUUUUGGACGGAGACGACGGCGUGCUGAGGUCGACGGUGGGGGAGGCCGUCGCCAGAGACAUCGUCCAGUUCGUCCCGUUCAGGCAGUUCAAAGAUGCUCCCCAACAAGCUCUGGCUCAGUCUGUACUCGCUGAGGUUCCCAACCAGGUGGUCUCUUAUUUCAAAAUGAGAGGCCUGGAACCACCCAAACCACAAGCUGCCCCCAAAUCCUAAAUCCACCCCCCUUCAUGGAGCCUUACAACCCAAACCAAGCACUCCCCAGACCAAGAUGCUGAAGGCCCACCUCAUUCCAGGAUCAGACCACGCCCCCUACUCUGUGGCCACACCCACAAAGACGACCACUGCUUUGAGACCAAUCUCUGAUGACUCUCAGCCAAUCACAACUCUGCACGGAGCUGUCAGCCAAUCAGGAUGCCAUGAGGAACAUCUCCACUUCUUCUUUUUUUUAUAUAUUUGUUAUAAUCUCGCUGAUUUAUUCUUCAAUGAAAGGAAUGAUUAUGAUGUAGUUUAGAUGUUUCUGCUGCUUACACUCUUAACUAUGCAAAUGAAAUGCGUUUACUAAUGUGCCACCGUCACAGAGCCACACACACGCCACCUGCUGGUUACUGAAGAGGCAUGCACACAGGUGGAGCUGAGGCGGGUUGAAUGAAUAUUCCUGACAAUAAAAAAACACAAACACAGCAACAGUAACAGGAUUUAGCUGAAGUGAUGCAAACAGCCUCAACUUGCCCAGCUGUCAAUCAAGUCAGCCCCUCCCCUUAUCAUUCCUAAUUAUGCUAAACUCUUACCUGUGAUCCAUGUGUUACCAUGGUGACACUCUGCACUCCAUACCAGAUGUGUGUGUGUGGCUCUGUUCAGCUUUGUUCAGGUAUGAAUACUUUGCACUUUGCUUUUGCUCUAAAUGCUGGAGAACUGUAUUAUAUGAAUGAUGGCGUUUACUCUUGAUCCUAGCUUUAACACUUUAGCCUUAUUAGAAACUUCGCCUUACUCUUCGCUCUCUGCUGCUUCAGCCUGAAUGUUCUCGGACCGCUUUGUCACGACUCAGUGGUUUGUUAAGGCCGCCAUUUUGGCUCAUAGGAAGAACUGAAUUCUACCACAGAAGAUUAAAGAACGUAUAAGUCACAACUUGAAUGUCUUGCAGCUGCGUAAAGGUUCAGCUUUGUUACAGGCUGCAGAGUUACUGAGUGAGCAAUCUAUCCGGAGAAAAAUAAAAGUUAACUUGACUUAAAUUAGCAAUAAAUGAAAAUAUUAAAAUGUACAAGAAAAAUAACAAAUAAAGAAUCAUGCAGUGUGGUCUAAAGAGCACUCAUUGGUUCAGACUGUUCUGAUAGUUAAGUGCCUUAUUAACUGAAUACUAUGAAACACUUUAUAAGUCUCGAGUGGAGCCGACAUGGCCGCCUUCUUUGUGAUGAUGUGACGCUGAAUUAGGUCAUGUGUCAGCGUACCGUUAAUAAUAUCUUUAGGAUUUAUGUUUAAACAUUUGUCUAAAAAAGAGAAGAAACAUCGUUCACAUUCAAAGAAUCAUGAUUCUGAAUUUGAUGCUUGUUUAAUUAAAAACAUUAUUUGACUCCACACGGCGUCCAACACAUCCGAAUAAAUCACAGGAACUGCUUGAGAUUGCAAUUCUGCAACAGCGCUGUAACAAAGUUGUGCUGUCAUUAUGCCACAGUGCUUCAGUGCCAACUAAGCGUCUGUGUCAUUCUCUGCUCUGUUUCUUACCCAAAUACUUUUUCCCUUCCCACCUGAGAUACUGGAAGGCCAAAACAUCCAUAUUUCAUGUAAAAAAAAUUGUCAAUUUUUUUUCCAUUUUCUUAAAAGUCAACAAGUAGGACUUUUUUGUGCAAAAAGCUUAAAACAUCUUGUGACCCGUUGACGUCACAGAUCAACCAAGGUCACUCUUUAUAUCAGUCUAAGUCAUAAUCAGAAUUGUAUUGUCUUUCAAAAGUAUUUAGAAACUCUUCAAAUUUGAAAACCUUAACAGGAUUUAUCUUUCAGGAAAUUAACAACUACAAAUGUCUUUCCGAUCGAACUUAUUUUUCUCUGAAAAGAAAGUAUAAUAUGCACUUACAAGCUUCAUGAAAAGCAAAAUAAGCGGACCAGGAUUUUAUUAUAUUUGUGUUUGUUUUUUCACCUUAUGUUGUCUGAAAAGCCAAACUGUAGGAGAGUCUGUUCAUUGAAGUUUGUCCCUGUCAGGCUGCUGUUACAUCCUUCACAUCCUACAUUCUUCAUUGUUUUGGCUUAAAGUAUUCAAAAUGUUGAGUAUGCUCAGCUAAAAUGUCCUCUGUUUUUGUUGUAAGAUGUUAAUGAGGAAGAAGUGAAUAUCUGCAUGAUGAAGAUCAGAGCUGAAGGAGCUGUAGCAUCACUUUCAAACCAACUGGCUGCAUGAUCAUGUGAAGCUAUCAUUACUUUCCCAAAUUUACAAAAAGCUUAAACCAAGAGGAAAAUGCCGCUUCUGCUUAUCUCAAUAAAGAACUACUUCUCCCAUAAUGCUUUGCUUCACAGUGUUGCCCACAGUGAUCCAAAGCAUAUCUUUUAUCAACAUCAUGCAAAUCUUUAACAGGUCGACCAUCAGCAUGACGCCGCCGUCACUUCCACUGCUCAAUCAUCCAACUAACUUCUACCAAGUAAAAUGUAACCAGUAUAACCAGUAACAGCGUGCCUGUAUGAAUGCCAACUGGUAUAAUCAAUAAUAAAACAACUUUGGGAAAGUAA
Messenger RNA from Labrus bergylta (ballan wrasse), 4223 nucleotides. Its product is annotated as copine-1. Gene Ontology annotation, cellular component: plasma membrane; ribonucleoprotein complex. Gene Ontology annotation, molecular function: RNA binding; calcium-dependent phospholipid binding. Gene Ontology annotation, biological process: positive regulation of tumor necrosis factor-mediated signaling pathway; cellular response to calcium ion; regulation of canonical NF-kappaB signal transduction. Lineage: Eukaryota; Metazoa; Chordata; Actinopteri; Labriformes; Labridae. The record is from RefSeq and is a predicted model, not a curated record.